AUGGCAGAAUUCCUCGAAGAUCCGUCGGUACUCACGAAAGAUAAGCUGAAAAAUGAGCUCACGGCCAACAAUGUGACGCUUCCCAGCGGAGAGCACAAGAAGGAGGUCUACGUCCAGUUGUACCUGAAGAACUUGACCGUCCUGAACAGCAAGAGGAGUCCGCCUCCAGACACCUUCUCCAGCGACGACGACAUGCCCGCCCCCCUUGUCUCCAGCAGAAGUCGUUCCGGGAGGAAAGCCACCAGAAAGACAGACAAGCCUCCUACAGAAGUGGAAGUAACAGAUCUCACUGAUGAAGACUUGAAAGAACAGCUGGCAAAACAUGGUGUAGAUGCUGGACCCAUUGUGGCCACCACCCGUAAGUUGUACGAGAAAAAGUUGGAGAAGAUUUUGGACCAGCCACCAGCUGAAGCUCCCAGUGUACCUGAAAAAGCCACAGAAAUCACAGCUGUGCCUGAGGCUGACAGCAACCAGAAUGGCAACACACAAUCUGACCAGUACAGUGAUAAGGAGGAUGAGGAGAUAGCUGCCCCAGAGCCAGAACCAAUUCCUGUUGUAGAGAAACCCGUGCGAAGCCGAGGGAAAACGCCUGUCACUGUCAGGACCAGCAGCAGACGACAAGCCAAAGCAGUGGAAGAGAACUUGGCUAGUGGUGACCAGACCCCCAAGAAGACUGGUGAGAGUGUUGUUGAAGAUAUUCUUGCCAAUGAAAUUAGCACACCAGCAGGCAUCAGUGCCACCUGCAGGCGACCGAUUAGAGGGGCAGCUGGUCGGCCGUUGCAGCCCAGUGAGUACUGGCUGGACGAGUCCCGUGUGCAGCGCAGUGUACGCACUGAGACCCGCUUCUACUCAGAGUCCGUCUCCCGAGUCAGCAACAUGGCUUCUUCAACCAAGCCCCCAGCCCGACGUGGGCUCAUGUCCCUGCUACUCAGGCUGCUGCUCCUCAUCGCCGUGGUAGCUUCUUUCUACUACGUCUACCACAACCUGGAUGCUGAACGGAUCAGCGCCCUUAAGGGCCUCCUGGACAGCGCGGUCGUCCCCCUCCAGAGUUUGGUGGACAGCACGGUCACUUACCUGGGCAUCGGAGGAGGAAGCAGUGCUGAAGGUAGCAGUGGAAAGUAAGGCCCCCCCCUGGCUGUAUGUCACACUUGGCUCAUGCCACACCCUGCCAUUCACCACGACUCACCACAACCCAAGCAGCAAACUCGGAUCACCUCCCCUUUUUAUACAUGGUCGUAUUAAGGAAACAGUUUUUUUUUUUUUCCUCCCCAACUGUAUUUGGGCAAUUAACCCACUUUUCUGAGCCGUCCCGGUCGCUGCUCCACCCCCUCUGCUGAGCUGGGGAGGGCUGCAGACUACCACAUGUCUUCUCCAAUACAUGUGGAGUCGCCAGCCGCUUCUUUUCACCUGAGAGUGAGGAGUUUUGCCAGGAGGAUGUAGCAUGUGGGAGGAUAAUGCUAUUCCCCCAGUUCCCGCUCCCCCUGAACAGGCACCCUGACCGACCAGAGGGGGCGCUAGUGCAGCGACCAGGACACAUAUCCACAUCCAGCUUCCCACCCACAGACACGACCAGUUGUGUCUGUAGGGACACUCAACCAAGCCGGAGGUAACGGGGAUUCGAACAGGCAAUCCCCAUCUUAGUAGGCAAUGGAAUAGACCGCCACGGUACCCGGACACCCCUCAAGGACACAGUUUUAACUGGGAGUGAUAGACACGCUCUCUCGCCCCUGCAGCUUCCCUCCCCAGCGAGAGGGAGGUCUAUUUCACUUCUGACAGCAGAUCAUGGACAACACUGUUUUCCUCUGAAGAGACUCGUUUUUAAGUCUGUUUUAAUCUGUGUGAAAUGUUUGUGUCUUUGUGUUUUACCCGUAUAUGUAGAAAUCAGCGCAGAAUGGCAAGGCCAGUUAUCAGUGCAUGGUUGUAAUUUUAAAAGGACGUAGUUUCCGAUGCUCUGUGCCAGGUGUUUUCUGACGGUGAAGUGCCUGGACACUGUCAGCACUUAAUACCCUUCCGUUUUAAAGCACAACGCAAUGAUACUAACAAUGAAAGUCUACUUGUAUUUCUAUGCGUUUAUAAACUGACACUGUAGUCGUAGAGCUAGGUAGAAUGUCAUUUUUAUGGUGCUCAGGUCAAGUCUUCUCUAAAUUUAAUAUGAUCUGUGCUUGGGAGAUGUGUAUUCAGGUCACAUCACUGUAUGAUGAAAAUCAGUCUUAUCUGAAGCUGAGGUAGAAUUCCCCCCCCCCCCUAAUCAUUGCUGUGCUCAGUAUAAGACCUGCCUGCAGGAUUUAACAAAAUUAUGACAGCAGACUUGGAUCAAAUUAACUGAAUCCUUGCGUGUAGGGCUGCACAUUUAUGGCAGAAAUAACAAUUCCACUUAUUUUGCUGGAUGUUCAGAUUGUUACCUGAAUUACAGCUUUUUUUUUACUUAGAUUUGGCAACAUGUAUAAGAUAACAGCAGACGUUUUCAAUGAAAUGUCUGAAGAAUUCAGAUAUGCCAAUAUGUAAUAAAUAAAAGUUGAAAUUGCAACUGCAGCUAUACCUGAUUAUUUGUGCAGCCCUACCAGUGUGCCUGUGUGAGUUUACAGAGUUUACAUGCUUUGGUUCUUAGUGCUCUGUUGUGCUUCCCCCCUCCCCCCCCAAAAAAGAUUUCUGAUCCUUCAGUCCCAUCUGCAGGACUGGCUGUAACGGUGCGCCCACAUAGUCCUCCUCGCUGACAGCAUGCAUCCAUACGCCGCUGGUCCCAAAAAAGAUCCACGGAGGAAGUUAAUCUUGUUUGAAUAACUGCUCCGUUGAUCUUCUUCCCUGACCGUUGACUACUUCUGCCUGAGUAAAUUAACAAAAUCAAGAAACUCUUGGCUAAUGUAUACAGGGUCGCUCACCCACUGAAAGCUCUUGGAUGCAGUGAGCGCAGUCUGAGGAGCCUUUGUUGAAUUGUUCACAGGUGUCUUUGUUUCUAUUUUGAUAUUUUUCUAACGUGGUCUAUUUAACUUUUUAUAGCAUAUUUUCACAUAAUAUGCAAAGGUAAUAAUUGAACCCUGAAAGUGAUACUUUAUCUUAAUCUGGACCCAGUUUACAAGUGAUUUGGUCUUGCAUCAGGCAGCUCUCCGACCAUGGACAGAUAAAGUAGGGAUUAUGUGGGUAAGGAUUUUGAAUCUCUUAUUUAUGAUAAUGUAGAUGGUAUUCUAAAAUAAACUUCGUUAUUUCCCACCUUUUUUUGUGAAAUUGUAUCUUAUUGUAGCACUGAUUGAUAACGACGACAGCUGAAUAACAAAGAUUAAAACAGAAGAAUUGUAAAGGACGUCAGAUGGGAGAUACUCUGUGGCGUAUCUAAAUGUAUAAUAUCCAGACCAGAAUUCACACAAACUGAUCAAAGAUUAUGGAGAAAGCAGGAAAUGUUCUCCUUGUCCGCCUUCGCAGUCAAUAAUGUUUUGAUCCUUUAAUUUCUUAUAAUGAUUUUAUUCAGUUUUUUUAAUUUAAAAAAUUGCAGCAUAGCAUUACAAAUCAGGGACUUGCUCCUCGACAGUAUUUCUAAAUCAUUAAUCCUAGAGAAACAACACAUAGAGCAGAAAACUAAGAAAAAAGGGGGGAAAAAUAAAAAGGACAAAAAAGAUUGAAACAAAUGUAAUUCAGGAUACAUUUAAACUAAAAUGCAAGAGCUAUGCGGCGGAAGUUUCAUCAAAAUGUGAAAAAAAAUCAAAUUUUUUUUUGCCAUCAAAAAAAAGAAGAUUGUAUCAGAUGUUUUGGUCUAUUAAAAGGCAUCAGACCUCAGCACAUAUUUAAGGAUUUCUUUUUCUUUUCUUUUUGUUUUGUUGAUUGUUGGAAAUUGAGCAAUGAACCAAUGAAUCGGUGUGUUGGUGUUAUGUGGUAACAUAUAAAGGCACAAGCCGAUAUUUCACAGUAGCUUGGCAGCUACUCAACUUUUCCCAAAAUGAUUUAACUCUUUUCUCUAAAGAUGUGAA
Messenger RNA from Lampris incognitus (smalleye Pacific opah), 3959 nucleotides. It is a transcript of the gene tmpob, whose product is annotated as thymopoietin b. NCBI's taxonomy places the organism in Eukaryota, Metazoa, Chordata, Actinopteri, Lampriformes, Lampridae. Bases 1 to 1122 code for a protein of 373 amino acids. The record is from RefSeq and is a predicted model, not a curated record. Gene Ontology annotation, molecular function: DNA binding. The transcript has 6 exons.